AUGCUAUGGCGGGAAGAGACAGAGUUGAAGAGAGCCAUCUAUGCAUCUUUGCAAGAGACUAGACGCAGGAAUUGGGAGGAGGAUGAAGAAGAAGAAGAGGAAGAAGAAAAUGGAACACAAGAUGAGAAAAAAGAGAGCCCCCCUGCAGAAAAUGGACUUGAGAGUCCCAAAAAAGCCAAAGUGCAUGCUCAACGCAAAUUUGCUCAAGGUUCCACCCCAACCAGUCCUGUGCCCACUCCCGUCAAGGUGGUCCCUUUUGUCAGUACUUCCACUAUGGAGCUUCUGCCCUGCAAGAGGCCCAAGACUGAAGACUUCCUAACUUUUCUCUGCCUUAGAGGUUCUGCUAUUCUUCCACCUUCUCUUGAUUUCCUCAACUCCAGCUCAAAGAGCGAUACCAGUUCUGAAUGUCGGAGCCUAAGUCCAGAUCCUGAUCGUGAAGGAUAUAAAGAGGUCCUCUCUGACCCCAAGGAAAGACGGAUAGAAAACGGGGAGAAUGGUUACUCAGGAAAGCAUAUGUCCCACAAGGCAUCCUCUAAGAAGCUAUCAGAAUCAUUACAUCCCUUAAAAAAGUCUCACCUGGUGAACUCUAAAAUUAGCAAAGAAUCUCAAAUUGUCAAGAAACGCAAGUCACGAAAUGAAGCUGAUAUUUCCUCUAAUGCUCGCUUAAAAUCUUCAUCUGUGAAAACAAAACCAGUUGUAUUAACUGCCCUCCAAGAAAAAUAUAAAAAACAGAGAUUAGCUGCAGAUAAAAGAAAGUUGCAGCCCACAAAAGUAAUCUCUUCCAACAAGAAAGGCCUUGUUACAAGGUCACAAAGUGUCAAGAAGCAGAUAACUGUUAUUACUAGGAAGCAAAUAAAAACAAAAGAUUUAUCUCCCAUAAAAACUAAGAAGGAAACAACCCAAAAGAAGCUUGCUGUAGAGAAGCGCAAAUCCCUUCGAUCUGCUGAUCCUAGGAGAGAACUGACUAGAAGGCGAUUAGCUGCUUUGAGAAAAAAGACACCAUGGUUAAGACGAGCGAAAUUAGUACCACCCAUUGUGGAUGUAGAUUCUGACAGUGAACCAGAAGUCAUUAUUGCUAGUCCUCCUAAAAAAUCUUCUCAAACUGCUCCCCCUCCAAAGAAAGAAAAGUCAUCCAAUGAUCUAGAUCAUGUCACAGACAGACUCAGACGCAGAAAGGAAAUCGCCAAAAGUCGACCGCAGUUGUCUUCCAGGCAGUUGCUGUUGAGGAAGCACAUGCAGAAACGUCUGAAGGCCAAGAAAUCUGCCUUGCAGCAGAAGAACAUUCGAUCCAAGGCCAUUUUGAAGACUACUACUAAAAAAGCAAUCUUGAAAAAUGUGAGGAAGGGAGUUACUUUGAAGACUAUGUCACUUAGAAAAGACCUUCAAAACAAGAGGGUCACACGAAGUGCCAAGCACCAGAUUGAAGAAAUGCUGUGGGCCAAUCCAGAGAAGCGAUCAAAGACAAACAAGGUGUCUCCUCUAAUAAAAUCCAGUAAGACAAAAACAUCUUCACCUAUUACUGGAAAAAUAAGGACAGAAAAUCAGAAUAAAGAGUUUCAAAGUAAAAACAAAUCAUCUGGGAAAGAUUCUAUCAAAAAUAAAGCAAGCUUUGUUUCAGAUAAGUCACUCAAACAUGCCUCUUCUUCUGGUGUUGUAACUAGGACAAAAGAUGGGACCAAAACAGAGAAAAAAUUAGGGAGCAGCGAUAGUAAAUCUAGUAUGAUUAUAAGGUCUAGGUCACCACCUGUGUCUGCUAAAGCAAAGCAGACAAGUGAGGGAAACCUUAAGACAUCCGUGCCUCUUAAGAAAAUUGAUCGAAGGAGUUCAAGUUUAGAGAGACCAAGUUUGUCAGGUGUGACUAAAACAACUCUUCCGUCCUCUAAAACGAAGCAACAACCUUUAGUUGAAGAAAGUAGAAAAUCAUCUGUAUCUUCUGCUGCAAAGCGAGAAGACAAGAGAAGUUGUAGCCUGGAACGACCAAGCACAUCUGGAGCCAUCAAACCAUAUCUUUCCAGCAACAAACAGCUUUUAGUUGAAGGAACCUCAAGAACAUCCUUGCCAUCUGGUGUCAAAAGAGAAGACAGAAGGAGUUCCAGCAUAGACAGUCCUGGUAUGUCUGAUAUCUCUAGAUUGACUUCCAUUCAUGCAAAGGCUAAACAACAAGCAUCAAGUGAAGGGACUAUCAAAAUGUCUGUACCUUCUGCUGCUAAAAGAAAUGAUAAAAGGAGUUCUAGUUUAGAUGGAGUUAUGAAGAAAUUUGAUAGCACAUCCAAAAGAUGUUAUUCUGAUGAUGGUAAAUUUUCUGAUAGACUUGCAAAGUUAGAAAAUACUUUAUCUACUAAGCUUUCUGGUAUUGUACAAGCUAAUGAUACUAUUAAAUCAGAAAUAAAUAAAUCAAGUAUGAAAUCUAACUCGAGCAAAGAUGUAAAAGCUAAAGACAGCUCUUUAAAUAAUCUGGAAAUUACAAGUGUUCCUGGCUGCUCAAAAGAGACCAAUGUUCAAAACAAUUUAAAUCUUCAGGAACCAGAAAAGAGUAGUUGUAGCAAAGAUAUAUCAAAACUGAUAUCUUUGAAUGUAAGAGAAGAAGAGAAUUUAAUGAGCAGUUGUGAUCCGUGUUGUAGCAGUGAUACUGGUUUUGUAAAAGAAUUUAACAUAGAAAAAAGUAACUUGGUUCAAAGUAUUGCUUCAAAUGUUAAUGCCGUUGAAGAUAGGCCAUACAAGAAAACAAAUGAUCCGAAACAUAUAAAAAAAAGCAGUGUUAAGGAAAUUGGAAAACCUCAAAAAGAUCAAAACAAAACUAUAUCUUCUGAGAAAGACACAAAACAUAAGACUGAAGGUUCUGAUGACAAAUUAAAAGUUUUGUUUGAAAAUAAAAAUGAUAUAAAAAAACAAGAGAGCAAGUUGAGUCUUUCUACUCCAUCUUUAGAUGAACCCUCCACUUCUUCUAACUUCAGAAAGGAAACAUUCAGAUACAAAAUUCAAAGUAAUGAAGAAGUUGACAAAAAAGAGAAGAACAUUUUUGAUAAAGCAAGUCAUAAAAAAGAGUUCAAUGUUAUUAAGCAGGAAAAUGUGGACUUUCAAAAUAUUCCUGAAAAAAUAUGUAAGGACCAACUGAAAUUUGAAAAUCCAUCAUUCAGACCAGCAGCUUCAAAAUGUUCUAUUGGACCCACAGAAAGUAAAGUAGUGGCUAAUGGUCCAGACUGUGGUAAUAUAAAAGUUGAAAUGAAUAGUAACAGCAACAUUUUUGAAAGGAGUCCUCUGAAACCAAUUCAUAAAGACAAUAAAGAAAAAUCCAGUGAAGACAAAAAGAAUACGUUUAGCUCUAUAGUUGAGGAAGAGGAAGAUUCAGAUGAGUAUGAUUUGACUCUUGCACAAUUAAUACUCAAUAAUGAAUUAUCUGUGGUUGUAGUGGAGGAGAAAAAACUGAAUUGUGACACCAAACCCACCCAAGCAAUUAAGGAACGCAGAGCGUCUGAGAAAGAAGCACAAAAGUCAAAGAAAGAGGGAGAAUCCUCGAAGCAUAAGAAAGAAAAAGAUGGAUCUAAAUUGAAAAGUCAUGAUAAAUCCAAUAAGAUUAGCAAGAAAGAUUCUGGAAAAUCAUUGGCAAAGCUGUUAAAGAAAGAGAAGCUUAAAUCUAUUAAAAAGGAGGAAAAAUCAAGGCAUAAAAAAGACAAUUUUAGUAGCUCUAAGUCAUCUAAAAAGGAUUCUGACAGGGAUAGUUCAAAGACAAGCAAGAAGGACACCGAAAAGGAAGACUCUCGCAUUUUUGAGAAACCUAGCACUUCUGGCAUUGAGUAUCUGGAAAUCAAAAAAGAGAAAUCAAGCAAGAAAGAUGGCUCAAAGUUAUCUAGAUCAAAUAGCUACGAUGAUAGCAAGUCUCCGAAGAAAAAGAAAAAACAUAAUGAAUUUAAGGAUAUUGAGAAAAUCAAGAAUUUGAUCAACAAAUCGAGCAUAUUGAAUGAAAUCUCUGGUUUUAAAGACUUCAAGCGCAGAAGCUCAAGUGAUAAAUCAGAGCUGAAAAAGCUGUCAAAGUCGAAAAAACGUAAAAAAUUGGCAUUGUUGAAGGAAAAGAAACUUUCUAAGAAACUCUCAUCAAAGCUUCUGAGAAAAUAUUCGAAGAAAAAGGGUCUUAAAUCUAAGAAAAAUAAAUUAAAGAAAAAAGAGUUGCGAAAAGAAAUGAAAAAUUCCAUGUCAUCCGGCAAGCUACACUCAAAGAGCAAAAAACAGAAACAUAAAGCAAAAGGAGAUCAUCACAAGAAAGAUAGUCAAGAAAAAAUUAAAAAUCUUGAUUGUUCAGGUGCAGGUUCAACCAACAAGGUGGUGGAUAUACCUCCAUCGGAAGUCAUUGCUGCAACUGUGAAACCUGAUGUCUUACUCCCUUCCCUACCCUCUCCUUUACCUGAACAUACUAUUAUGCAACCUUGCAGAAGUGAUGCAAGCACAUCAGCUGUCAUAUUUGAAAUCAUUCCAGAAUCUUUGUCUGCUGGUAUCUAUACUCCAGUCAUGGUUCCAGAACCUGUCCCUUCCAUCACUGAAGAAAUUCCAAAAGGUUUAACCUCCUGUGACAGCAGCAUAUUAGAGGAAUCAUUCUCUUCUGGUACUAGUCUUACAGUAACUCAGGACACCCCUUUGCUAGCACCUUUUCAUUUUGUUCAAGAUAUUUCAGAACCCAAAAAAAUGGCAGAUGCCGCAACCAACACCGGGGAAGAUGACAUCGAAGCAAGUCUCAGCUCCAUCUCUGAAGUCCUUAAGAGUGACGAGAUGUCUGUAGGGACACAGACCAUCACCCCGGUUGCAUCACCUUCUCCAACAAUUGAAACAAGGACAUUUGCUUCCCAGGCUCAGACUGUGGUCAUACCAGCUGUGGUCACUGCAGUCCCCAGCAGUUCUGCUCAAACUGAUCUUCAAGCACCCAUUCAAGAACCUCGUCCAGAUAUCACUCCCAAACAACCUCCUCCCCCUGUUUCAAGACCGAAACCAUCCAGUAUGGCUGCUCCCAAAAUAGUGAAGAAGCGAGGCCCUAACCCGAAGAAGGUCACAAAAGUUGGCCUUCAUGCUGCUAGAGAGCCUUUUUCCUUGACUGUACCCAAGAUGGUGGCUGCUCCUGUAUACCACCCCACAGAGGAAGAGUUUGGAGAUCCCCUUGAGUAUGUCCUCAGGAUUGGGCCAGAGGCAAGCAAGUAUGGCAUCUGCAAGAUUGUGCCACCUCCCAGUUUUAAGCCUGAAUGCAAGGUCAAUGAUGAUAUGAGAUUUACCGCCCACAACCAGUUUGUUCACAAGAUGCUAUACAGGUGGGGUCCCAAUGUGCAGCACAGGGCUUGCAUUAGACGGCACCUUAGAUCACAAAAGGUGAAGCUGGAGCACGGACCCCUCAUUGGUGGUAUAGAACUUGACAUCUCAAGGUUUUACCACAUUGUACAACAGUUAGGAGGCCUUCAGCAAGUGAUAGAGAAAAAGAAAUGGCAGAGGGUUGCUGAUGCCUUGCAUGUUCCCAAGACGGCCCAAGAUCGAGUAACAAAGCUGUAUGAUGCAUACUGUAAAUAUUUGGUUUCGUAUGAUGUCCUUCCAAUGGAGGAGAAACAGAAAUUGGAGGAGGAAGUCUUGGCAGAUCACGAGAAGAAGUUAAAGAUGAGGAACGAGCCCAAGGAUCCAGAAAGAGAAGAACCUGAUGACGAAGAGACCAAUGACUGCGUGACCAAGGGCAGAUCUAUGUCUCUAAGCAAUUUUUUUCGUAUAGCGAGGAAUAUGAUGAGUAUUUGGUUCAAAAAUGAACCAGCACCUGAAGAGGUAGAGCACGAGUUUUGGAGGCUGGUGACAGAGCGAGAGCAACAUGUGGUCGUGCAUGCUGGAAAUAUUGACAGCAGUGUGUAUCAAAGUGGUUUUCCCAGUGCCAGAAACAGUCCUUUUGCCAAACAUUCCUGGAAUUUAAAAAUGCUGACUAACAACUCAAAGUCUAUUCUCCGCAGCAUGGGACCUGUCUCGGGAAUUACAAUUCCGACCCUCCACUUGGGCAUGCCAUUCACAACAGGAUGCUGGUACCGAGAUCCUCACUGCUUACCUUGGAUUGAGUACUUGCACACAGGAGCCAGUAAAAUUUGGUAUGGCAUUCCUGGAGAAGGUUGUGAAAAAUUCAGAGAAGGGAUGAAAAAGAUAAUGCCUGAGUGUUGCACCAAUAACCCCAUAUGGCUCCCAUCAGACACUGCCAUGGUUCCUCCUGAUCUGUUGGUUAAGAAUGGAGUUUCUUUAAGUCGAGCUAUUCAAGACAGCGGCCAAUUUGUGGUCAUUUUCCCAGAAUCCUUCACCUCGACCAUCUGCUCUGGGUACUGUGUGUCAGAAUCCGUUUACUUUGCUCCCUCAUCCUGGUUGGAUCUGGCUCCCAAAGCUUUCCAGGAUAUCCGUAGCAGUUGUGAGCCCUCUGCGUUUUCUUUGGAGCGCCUGCUCUUCAGUAUUGGCAAUGAUCCCCGGUCUCAGCCAGAUGCCUUACAGAAGAUUCUGCCAAUGGUGAAAGCUAUCAGGGAGAAGGAGAUAAACUUGCGAUUCCAGCUGAAUGAGGCAGGGGUAAAACAGAGUGAAAAACUUCCGAUUGAAUCCAGGGACAAGAAAAAAAAAUCCAGGGGCCCUGAGGAUGAUGGGGAGAAUGAGUGCGAGAUCUGUCGAACACACUGCUAUCUCUCUAUGGUUUUAUAUCCUCAAGAUGAAAGCAUCUAUUGUCUUCCACAUGCUUUAGAAAGUAUUCCAAAGAAGAAUCUCAAAUCCUGCAAGCUCAUGUAUACAUAUAGUGAGGUUGAACUAAAUGAAGUACAGAAGAAAAUUGAAGAACUUCUGGCAAGCCAAUUAGAAAAGGCCAAAAAGAAAUCCCCGAAGAAGAAAGCACUCAUCGCACCAGAUAAGUAG
This is a messenger RNA of Uloborus diversus, 6894 nucleotides long. RefSeq lists its product as uncharacterized. Gene Ontology annotation, cellular component: nucleus. Gene Ontology annotation, biological process: chromatin remodeling. The record is from RefSeq and is a predicted model, not a curated record. The coding region runs from base 1 to 6894 and encodes 2297 amino acids. The transcript is spliced from 19 exons. Gene Ontology annotation, molecular function: histone demethylase activity; DNA binding. Lineage: Eukaryota; Metazoa; Arthropoda; Arachnida; Araneae; Uloboridae.